Messenger RNA from Adineta ricciae, 528 nucleotides. The record is from the annotation of a GenBank genome assembly. NCBI's taxonomy places the organism in Eukaryota, Metazoa, Rotifera, Eurotatoria, Adinetida, Adinetidae.
AUGAUUCUUAUCAAUUGGAUUCUAGCUUUUCUCAUACCACUGGUGCCUAUAAUCUAUGAUGGGUAUAUCUUUGAAAUCGAAUCUCGUCUUUGCAUUCCAACAACGAAAAAUUUCCCGUCAGCACUAUACGUCAUAUGUGUUCCGUAUACUUUGCCAACAUGUACACUAGCGGUGAUUUACGGCAUUAUUCUUCGUCAUAUACGUCGAUCUUCGCGUCGAAUUGUGAGUUUUGUUGCAGAAACAUCAAGAGCAACUGUGACGACGAAGCAAACGUUGCCGAAUUACAAGCGUGAAAUCGAAAUUAUGAAGAAAGUUUUUGUUCUGAUGAAUAUUUUAAUACUUGCUGGAUCAUUUUAUGUCGUAUCUACGUUCUGGAAUUGGAUUCAACCACAAACUGCACCAACAUUUUUAUGUCCAAUUGCUAUUGAAAUGAUAACAAUUUUUAUUGCAGUGAUGAUAGUCACUCUGUUUCUCAUGAGUAAAGAUCUGCGGACUGCUUUGUAUAAAUUACGUUCAGAACACUUUUAA